This is a messenger RNA of Notechis scutatus (mainland tiger snake), 6313 nucleotides long. It is a transcript of the gene PRMT2IP, whose product is annotated as PRMT2 interacting protein. Lineage: Eukaryota; Metazoa; Chordata; Lepidosauria; Squamata; Elapidae. The record is from RefSeq and is a predicted model, not a curated record.
AAGAAAAGAUUUACUUCUCCAGGCUGUGCCAAGCCUCUGGAUUGCAAAAAGCACUCUAACAACCCGAGCGAUCGCUCCGUUUCCUAGCCCAGCCCAUUGGCCAGAAAGGAUCUCCCAAUGGCGGAGAAGCGAACCCUUGAAUCCGUGAGCACCAUGAGUUACAGCAAGCUUCCUCGACUGGAAGGGGAGCCAACCCACAUCCUCCCGGUGGGUUUGUGCCGGUCGAGUAGGCUGCCGGACCUCCCCACAGAAGACCACUACAGUUACAAAGGCUCCUAUUUUACUUUCCCAUUCCCGUGUCAUGAAGCGCCCAAAACUUUAACUCACUGGUCAGCGGCCGAGAACUACAACCAUUGCCCGGCUGGUGCGCCUGACCGCUCUCCGAGGACAGAGAAAACAACCUGCCAGUCUGAAAUGGAAAGUUUGAAAGCUCGCCAGAGACUUGCGGGCUCUCAGAAGGUCAAUGAAUGUACCACCCGAGAACAGUGGGCCAGCUACGUGGGUCAUGCGGGCGUCAUCCAGCAAGGUUGGCUGCAGGGAUACCCAACCCAACAGCUCCCUCCAGCUCCUGCAGCUUGCUCCACCUUGGCGGCCCCCAAACCGGUUUACCAAAGCCACGCAUACGGGGCGGAAUCGGGCUACGCUCCCAAAAGGGCUUUGGCCUUCCGAAUGCAGAUGGAGAACUACUCAAAACGUUUGGAAUGGUCUUCCCCGUCCUCUGUUUUGCCCACGGGUGCCGAGAGUCGGGGUUACGGCACAGCCGGGUCCAAGAAGACCUCGGUGGCCGAGAACAGCGUGGUGCAGUUCCGACACGGGUCCAAAGAGGGCGAUGUCCACUCGUCUGGCUUCAUGCCUUACCAUAAGGCAUUGGAGAAAUGCCAGGGGGCACAGAAUGGCUCUUCCAGCUACUCCUCUGUCAGCCAUAAAAGCAACUCCGAGUCCCCAGCAGGUAGCAAUUCGAGAAAACACAUGUGGUCCAGGCUACCGCCGUCACCUCUUCCUCCUCCUCCUCCUCCUUCCAGCUUGCUGCUGAAUUCCCAGGAUCUGGCGUACCAGGAGCGAUCACCUUCAUGCUACCCUCUAGGAUCGUACCCUCUCACUUCUCACGAACAGAUGUUGUUGUAUCAUCAGAGCUACGUGCAAGCCGAAAAAACAAACUCGGUCUUUGCUUUGGCGGCCUGUAAAGGUUUUGGGUCUCCUCCAGGCCAUGAAGAUGGUCAGGUGUUCCCCAGGUCAUAUUUUCAACAAACCUCUCACAGCUAUUAUCCCGGGCAUCUGGAGAGCUACUUUUACCAGGCCAUGGGCCCACCUCCGUUGACCCCCUCUGAAGAGCUUCACCCUUCAAGGGAACACGAGCAUUCACACAAUGCGACGGCCAAGGGGGACUUCACCCCCAAGACUCCUGCUCCUGCCUGUGCUGUGCCUGAAAAGCCUGCUUCAGCUUCUAGUCCUUGGCGCAGCCGAGGUGGCCUUCCAGACUGGUGUGAGAGUAGCCGUGUUGCCAGAGAAGCCAGCGCAAACUCUUCCACUCUGCAAGCUUUCCCUUCCAUUCAUCAAGUAGACCGGCUGUCUCAUUGUUACAACAGGGUUGAAAAGAUGGAGGAAAGUGGUUGCAAGAAGGAUCUUUGCCCACCAGAAAAGGUGACCGAGAAGGAGGAGGAAUCUUCUGAGAUGCACAAAAACUUGUCCUUAACUUAUGAAUCUAGGAAGAGAAGCAUCGACGCACACAAUAAUGAACCGGGAGGUUGCAUAAUUGUUCCUGAUAGCCCGGUUAUCUCCCACAAUCCCUACUCCAAACCAGUCCUGCCCAAAAAUGUUCUGAAGGCUCCUGACAUCCAAUCUACAUCUCAUGGACAUUGGUCCCCGGAGGGUCAACCGGAGGGGCUCCACAAACAGCGUGAAGGUCCCUCAACGUCUUCCCCUCCCAUGCCUGUUAUCAACAACGUCUUCAGUUUAGCUCCAUACCGAGCCUACUUAGAAGGUUCUGCUGAUUUGGUGGAACUGGACGCCACUAAACGUUGUCAGGCCGAGGAGUUGCCUCCCAAAAGUGGAGGCAAGAGUGUGGACAACGGAUGCGUGCCUUGGACAGGCUCUCAAAGAACAACCAAAGAAUCGAGGCUGAAUCUACCUAGGGAGGAAGGAACCACUCACAAUACAAGAAUGAAAAGUGGAGAUGCUGGCUUGAAUAAAAAUAACCUCCCAAUAGGACAAGCGGGUGGAGAUUAUGCUGGCUCUUGGGAAAGCUACAAGGUCCAGCUUCUGAAUCCAACCGAUCUUGUAUCUUGCCAACCAUCCCCUGACAAUCUUUCCGAUGGUAGAGUUGAGAGGCUUUCUCAAGAAGACCGUGUCUUGGAUCUCAGCUUUAAAACGGAAGACUUGGCAGAGAGACCUGAUCUUCUGCAACCGGGCAAGAAAGCUAAGGCUCCAGAUGUUGGAGGUCCAAAGAUCCAAGGUGAAGAAGUCGAGGAGAAAGCAGCCGACAGCCAGGGUUCUGUCUCCCAGGCAAACGGAGAGACCUUGGUGCUGCCCAUCAACGGUGACGCUAGAGGUAGCCGACAUUUCCACAGCUCCGCGGCAUUUCUGUUCAAGAAAUUCAAAGUCCUAAAAGCACAUGCAGCAGAAGCUGCCUCUGGGGUCAAGGAUGCCUCUCUCCCAAAAGGUACUGACUCACAAGUAACUCAGCCAAACAGCCCCUUGCUUGGUCUCAACCUUCCCCAGACUGCGACGCCAUCCGAAACUCUGAUCUUGCAGAUCAAGUGCUUGAAUGCUACACUGCCCGAUGCGUCUACGCUCUUGCUUCCCAGUGGCCCUCCUGGAUCUCCUGCCCUUCGAGAGACCCAGGUUCUGGAUCCUGCCACUGAAAAACUUCUUGGUCAAAAGAAGCCACCCAGGCAAUAUUUCACCGCGUUGCACUCCUGUGUCUGCACCAUAAUAUCUGGUUCGGUGUCUACCUCCUCCCCUGAUCAGCUCAAGGAAUGGCUGGAGAUGUCCGAGUCCACAGUGGGGCUGCAGGAGAAGACGGUCAGUUCCACCAAGCCCAAAAAUGGUUUAAAGGUCUCUGAAGGCCCCAAGCUCUCCAAGGGCAAAGAGAUCUGGUUGGCCUUUAAGGAUGUAGAGGUGCUUGUCAAGAAGUUGCAGUCACAACUGGAGAUAUUCCUGCUCUAUAAUAAAUGUCCUUUUCCUCACGUGAUGCGAGCUGGCGCCACCUUCAUCCCUAUUCAUGUGGUGAAGGAGGAACUCUUCCCCAAUCUUCCUGGUGUGUCGGUUGACCAUGUCUUGCAGGACCACAAGGUGGAACUGCGUCCUACCACCUUGUCUGAAGAGAAGGCGUUGAGGGACUUGGACCUCAAGAGCUGUACUUCUCGGAUGUUGAAGCUGCUGGCUUUGAAACAGCUGCCGGACAUUUACCUGGACCUCUUGACCCUUCAUUGGCAUGAGUGUGUCAAGCAGCAGCUUGAGGAUCCUGCGAAGUUGAUCCCAAACAGUGAUGUUGAGGCGUUAGGAACAGAUGCAACUACCGAGUCUCUUGACCAGAACUUCCCAGAGAAGAAUACCAAAGGCAAGACAUGUGGAUUGGCAGCCUCUUUGGGGACUACGUCCUUGCAUUAUGAGACUCUCCAACCAGAAGAUAAAGAGACCCUGGCCAGAUGUUCCUCACCUUCUCUACAACGUGGUUGUGUGCUAACGGGGAUGAAGGUGCUUCCUAAGGAAGAUGCGGCCUUGGAGACUGAGGGAUCCGCUCUUUGUCCUGGUGCUAGGAGGCCAUCCCAUAAACAGCCAAGGACUCUCAAGCUUAAAUUGACGGCGAAGGUCGCUAGCAGGACCACCAGGGCUUCCGAGAUCCUUCACCUCCGAAAAUCCAUGGUUCACAUCCAAUUCCAGAACGCUCUUCAGGACAUUCAAGGACCUCAGAUACUUGGUCCUUCAGGGAAGGGGAAGAAAGUCCCACCACCGCUGCUCCUAAAGCGUUUCAAGCGCCGGAGACACAGUCGUGCCAAGGUUUCUUCCUUGCCCUCUGAGUAUCCAGAACUUGUUGGGAAGAGGAUCAGGCACUUGUAUGAGGAGAAGGACAAGACAGAGGCCUGGUAUCAAGGCGUGGUGCUUCGCAUUCACAAACCCCACAAGAACCCUUUGAAGACAGUUUAUGAGGUGAAAUAUGACAGCGAGCCAGAGUGGCAAUAUUACCUCGAGAUUCUGCAGGAUUAUAAGAAAGGUUGGGUGGAGCUGGAAGAAUGAGUAAAUGUGUGUGUGUGUUUGUGUGUUUGUGUGUGUGUGUGUCAAAUUGAGAGGGAAAGAGGGGGAGAUUUUAUUCACCCAACUGUCUGUCGGAUUGGAACACAGCUGAAAGUGUCAACAGGCUUCAAGAUUAAAAUGGCCUCCCUACAUCUGACACAACUUCAUCCUGACACACGUUGGCUUACUUACCCCACACCAGCUGAGGCCUGCAGCGCCAAUCAGCUGAGGGGAUAAAGAAGAGAGAAGCGCAGGGGCCGGUGGGAGAGCUUUUCUCUUCUUUAUCCCCUCAGCUGAUGAUCGGCUUUUUUCCCCUCCUCUCAGCUGAUCGGCGGCGGCUUUUUUUUACUACCGGUUCAGCCGAACCAAUCUGAACCGGUAGCAUACCACCACUGCUCCAUACCUCAGGGCCCCAUAACACUUCCAGAAACCACGCCUGGAGUAGCUUUCAGGGUUUUGAACAAUGCUUUGAACCACCGCUGGGUUUACAAAAUGUCUUCCUAUUGUCUGAAACCAGAAGUGAAAUACGAAUCUCACUGGUACCCUUUACAGAUCUUCUCCAUGGGUGGGACAGACUCUCAGGACAUCCCAAGACAUUGUCCAAUUCCCAGAGUGUCUUUAGAAUGAUGCUUGUCCGAGGGAAUUAUGGGAAAGCCAUGAUUUACGUUGCUAAGUAAGGCGGUUGUUUAAUCGAGUUGGGUCUGAUUUUUACCACCUUUUUGCCCUGGUUGUUAAGUGAACCACUGCAAUUUGUUAAGCUUCCCCGAUUGAGAAGGUCGGGUUCAUUUACCGACUGUAUGAUUCGCUUAAGAAAUACAGCGCUUUGCUUAAACUGAGGGGAAAAAAAUGUCAUUUAACAACCAUCUUGCUUAGUGACAGAAAUUCUGGUCCCAGUUGUGAUAGUAACUCAAGGACAACCAAAAUAAAUUCCACUUGAGGAAGUCCCGUAACCCACUUGAUGAGAUACAGUUCAAAGAAAACUACACCUGUAGUUAUAUAUAAAAAAAGGAGCUGUAUUUUAAAAAAGUGACAUGACCAGGUUCAUACACUUUCAAACCAUGAAACAAAACCACACCCCGUGUGUUUCAGUUUUCAUUUUUGGAGGGCCGUGCUGUUUUCCCCAACCCUGAGGGGCAUAAAUAUGGCACAUUUUAGAAAUGUGAUUUAUGUUGCCUUUAUAAGGAAUUGCUGCUGGUUUCAAGGGUGUUUUGACUUUCAGUUAAUUUUUUUAUAGGCUUCUUGUUGGACACUUUUGUCCAUGACCUUUGUAAAUGUAAUUUUCAAUACCGGAUAGCAGAUAUUUCAGUUUAAAUGACUUUUCUUUUUUUGAAGCUCCAAGAGCUUACUGUGUCUUUAAAAAAAAAAAAAAAAAAAGAGGGAAGGAUAAAACACAGAUAGGUCAAAUCUCCUUUGCAGCCCCUCAGGUCAAGGUAAUUUUUUUUUUAAAAGUUCAUUUCUGAGAAAUGGAGCUUGGAGAAUCAAAAAUGAAGAAGAGCGAAGAAGAAGAAGAAGAAGAGGAAGAAAAAAAAAAGAAAUAUUUCUAAAAGCUCCCUCAGGUUUGUUUGUAAAAAUGAGCUGGGGACAAUUUUGGAAGAUGUUCUUCUCCUGUUUGUACCAUGUUGUGAGGGCACUUGCCCAACGUGUCCAUUCCACCAAUUCUGGCCAAAUUGAUAAAUCGGUGCUAAGUUACCAACCGAAGAAGGCCUCGUUCAUAUCUUGAAUGUACAGCUGGUGCAGUUUGGAUGUUUUUCUGCUCCGAGGAUGUUGUGUGUUUCCACCUUGUUUCAAAAUUGUGUGUCUCUCUGUUGAGCAGGCAAGUUCAGAUGGGGGUGGGGUGAGGUGAGGGGACCCACCGGUCCUUCCUUGCCUCGCCCCUUCCUUCCAGACGAGAAAGCAAAAUUAAGACAAAAUUGUACCGUGCUGCCAUAGAGAAACGAAUGCAUCAUACUGUAAAUGUUGUACAUAAACCGGGAGCCUAUAUAUUGGCUUUUGUAUUUAAUUAUUUCCCCUCACCCCACCUUUCGGUCAGGAUGCAGUUUUUAAGAGGUGCUUCAUUAAAAUUAAAACCACUGUUUUGGAA